This is a messenger RNA of Suillus subaureus, 339 nucleotides long. RefSeq lists its product as uncharacterized. The record is from RefSeq and is a predicted model, not a curated record. Bases 1 to 339 code for a protein of 112 amino acids. Lineage: Eukaryota; Fungi; Basidiomycota; Agaricomycetes; Boletales; Suillaceae. The transcript is spliced from 3 exons.
AUGAGUGUCAAUAACAUUGAUGUUGACAUGCAACAUCCUGAGUUUCAGCAAGAAGACAUACAAACAUCUCAUGACACGGAUUUAUUUGGUGAUGACGAAGACAAUGAUAAUGGUGCUGGCAACUUCAUGGAUGCUCUCAGUCAGCCUCCCGCCAGUGUACCGCAACUUGAAAAGAGGGCCAGAGAUGAAGUGAUAUCUGGGAAGCAUUGCUUUCGUGAAGUCAACUAUUCGCAGAUACUUCACCAGACUGUGUAUGAACAACAAGAACGUAUUAACAACAUUAUAGAGGAAACUGAAGUGAUACACCGAGAAGCUCAAGACCACAUUGAGGAGCAAUGA